Molecule: messenger RNA, 1495 nt
Organism: Dioscorea cayenensis subsp. rotundata (Guinea yam)
Lineage: Eukaryota; Viridiplantae; Streptophyta; Magnoliopsida; Dioscoreales; Dioscoreaceae
Product: probable serine incorporator
Exons: 9
Coding region: 139-861 (240 amino acids)
Cellular component (GO): membrane
Source: RefSeq, a predicted model, not a curated record
CUUUUGCUGUCGAAUCUUGUUUUCAUAUCGGCAUUGUUAUCCUUGAAGGUGAAAUAGCUACGUAUCGGUGCCGGGAUUUUUCUUGUUCUCCAACUCGUAAGUGUGAUUGAAUUCAUCACAUGGUGUAACGAUAACUGGAUGCCGGAUUCACAAACAAAGCAAUGUGAUUUAAUAGGAUUGUUCUUUGCUACCAUUUCCUGCCUUGCUUCGUACUUUGGGAUCGUUGCAAUGUACUUUAUGUACGCACCCGAAAAAGCGUGCAUGUUCAACAUAUUUUUCAUUACAUGGACCGCAAUUUUGGUUAAUGUAUUGAUGAUCGUAUCUCUACACUCAAAAGUUAAUCGAGGCCUUUUAUCAUCUGCGAUUAUGAGUUCGUACAUUGUUUUUCUUUGUUGGUCUACAAUUCAAAGCGAACCUUCAAAUGACAAAUGCAAAACACGAAAGUGGAUUUCUGAUAACGAUAAUUGGACAACUAUACUUGGAUUUCUCAUUGCUAUAUUUGCGAUUGUGAUGGCAACUUUAUCGACCGGAACUGAUUCUAAAUUUUUUCAGUUCCGAGAAGUUGAGGUUGAAUCCGACGAUGAAAUUCCUUAUCAAUAUGAAGUUUUCCACUUCAUACUCUCCAUCGGAGCAAUGCACUUCGCAAUGUUAUUCAUCAGCUGGGAAUUAGACCAUACAACCAAAAGAUGGAGUAUCGAUGUUGGUUGGAUUAGUACAUGGGUGAAAUUCAUCAAUGAAACAUUCGCCGCUAGCCUUUUCCUAUGGAAAUUGAUUUCACCGGUUGUGUUGAAUAAAGACAUUCAAACCGAAGAACCUUCGCUUCCCUAUUCGUAUCUCCAUUUUGAUGGUAUAAUGUUCUAAUUUACAUUGUUUAAAGUUUAGAAAACAAUAGUUCCGGUAGCAUAUUAAAGAUAGAGAAUACGAAUUGAAGGCAUAGCUCUUAAUAGAACAAUAUAAAGUGAUGAUAUAAUCAAUUUUGUUCUCUUAUGACAGUAAUCUAAUUCGUAUUUUCUAUUGUUAAUGUACAUUGUAGAGAAGAACAAGAAAAGGUUGGUUCUCGGAAAAUAGAAAGCUUAACAAGAAUGUUAUUCCGAGGAAUCUACACUUUGCUUUUGCUGCAGGGAAGCAAUUUUCGAAGAAGAUAAAAGGAAAAAUGAAUGCAAUUGUUGAAGAAAUUCACUCAUUGUCUUCCAUGGAUCAUGAUCAUGAUCAUGAUGUUCAUGUUCCAACAAAUACAGGGACAACAAUGUUUGUUCAUCAUGUGAGAAACAAUCAAAACUGCAGAAAUAUCAGCAUGAACAACAACAUUCACGGAGUGACCAAUUCUGUGUUUUUUGGCAGUGAAUUGAUCAUGAGAGAUCCUGCAACAAGAUUGAACAUGAAGCAGCUGCCAAUUCAAUGCAGUAUGAAUGAGAAGAUGAAAUUUGUUGUGAGAUUUGGAUUCAUUUUGUUGUUGUUUUUGUUUUUCUGGGAGUUUGUAACAGUUUGGUCAUAA